Messenger RNA from Pestalotiopsis fici W106-1, 447 nucleotides. RefSeq lists its product as uncharacterized. Gene Ontology annotation, cellular component: cytoplasm; phagophore assembly site membrane; Atg12-Atg5-Atg16 complex. The transcript is spliced from 2 exons. The record is from RefSeq and is a predicted model, not a curated record. Gene Ontology annotation, biological process: autophagy of mitochondrion; nucleophagy; autophagosome assembly. Bases 1 to 447 code for a protein of 148 amino acids. NCBI's taxonomy places the organism in Eukaryota, Fungi, Ascomycota, Sordariomycetes, Amphisphaeriales, Sporocadaceae.
AUGGAAUACCCAGACGUACCAACCCGCGAUUCGUCGCCCUCACCCCCGCCAUCCCCGACGCUGGACCGGCCUGCCUCGCCCGAGCUGCCGCUGACCAUGACGGCGUCGGCCAUUCUCACGAGCCUGCCGCAGGACGCGAGCUCGGCCCUCGCCAGCGCCGGCGACUUUGGCCAGCAGGAAAAGGUCGUGGUCCGCUUCAAGGCCGUCGGCUCGGCCCCGCAGCUCCAGCGCGAGGUGCGCAAGAUCAGCGCCGCCCAAAAGUUUGAGGCCGUCGUCUCGCACCUGCGCAAGGCCCUCCGUGUCGCUCCCACCGAGGGCUUGUUCUUGUAUGUCAAUAGCGCCUUUGCGCCGGCGCUUGAUGAGGUUGUGGGCAACUUGCAUCGGUGCUUCAAAGACUCAAACGAUCAACUGAUUGUGGUCUAUUCUAUGACGCCAGCCUUUGGUUGA